UAGCCAUCCCCGGCGUGUGAGGGGACGGGCGGGAAGGAGGAAGCCGGGUGCGGCUGCUCCGUUAUCGCGCUGCUGGGAACCCGCUGCCUUGGCAUCUCCGCAGCGUUUCGGAUGGGCGGCACCGCGCUCCUCGCCCGUGGGAGAACCGGCUAGGCCUUCCCCCCCACCCCGCUUCCCCCGCCAUCCGUGAAGCAGGCUCGGUGUCGGGCAGGUGUAAUCCCCCUCCCUCCGUGGGGCGGGCGCCAUUAUCCUCACUUCCAUCCUCCGCAGAAUCCCCUCAGGUGUAUGUCCAAAGCGAUGGUUUCCUCAGCGCUCUGCAAGCACCCGGGGGAGCGGGAAUCAGCCUGCGGGGCUGCAGCCGUGGCUUUUGGCGCAUCAGGAGUUGUGUAACCAGCAUAUAAAAAAAUAAAUCGUCCUGCCGGGCUGGGUGAUUGCAGGGUGGCUGAGCACUCUCCUACCUAUAGCAUGCAGCCUUUGGGAAGAUGGUAUUCCCAGCGCACUGCUACAGAUCGUAUAUAAAUCACCUCUUCGCCAGAUGUCAUCUGGGAGUGUUCCUGGCUCAUCUGGAGAGUCCAUGUUUUACUAUCUUCUUACUGGUGUUGCUGCUUUUGGUGGUUUAUUUUAUGCUUACAGAAUAGUCAGUUCAUCCCGCAGCAACUACAUUGAACAUGUGAAUAUUCUUCAUGAGAGAUCUCAGGGGCGGAAAGACAAACGUGAUGAAGAAGAGACGGCUGAAGUCACUGAAGCAGAGACAGCCGUGGAAGAGGCUGAUGCAGUAGCUGCUGCUGGACCUGCAGCACAGGAUGACAAUGCUGGGGUAUCCCCAGAAACUGGAGGGGAGAAUGACCUACCAGCUCCAGAACCAUCCCCGGCUGUGGAGAAAGCACAGCAGGAAGCUGCUGCUGACUUGGAAGUUGCUGCUAAUUCAGAAGCUGCUGCAGUGCAAGAAACUGUGAGUGAAGUCUUGGAUGUUUCAGCUUCUUCUGCCCAUGAGGAAAACUUAGACAGUGUCAAGGAAGGAGUAGCCUCAGCAGAUCAAGAGAUUUCUGACACAUCCUCCAGGAGCCAGGAUGCUGAUGCUGAGGAGUCGGGGCAAACUUCAGAAGUUUCUGUGGAGGAGAAGACACCUGAAGAAGUUGCUAAGGAACCCUAAAGUAAGCAGUGCUGAAGCCUUUGAAAAGAUUUAACGGAAAUAUUUGUGCAAUGAACCAGCUGAUUCCUGUGUGAAAUCCCAUACUCUUCCUUGGAGACAAAAGAAUUUGUGCAGUUUCUCAUACCACGUGCUGCUCAUUAGGACCAGUAUUCAGUGCUGCAACAGACAACCUAAUACGAUUUAAGUUGGUUAGAGAGACGCUUCUGUGAUUAACAUCUCUGCUUUAAAGUAGCAUCCAGUAAUAACUUCCAAAGCACAGCCCAGCAUGUAACAAAUACACGUGCUAAGAGAAGCAGUAGAAUUAAUUGAAACCAUGUCAGGUGAACUCAUUCUAGGUCUGUGUUGUCUUGUUACGUACAUUAAUGUCUUACUUUUGGUCCAAACUGUGGUGCAUAGUUAUACCAUUUUAACAUUCCAUGCUAAAAUGUAAGUAAAAGGUUUUAACUAAUUUAAAA
Pezoporus occidentalis (night parrot) is the source of this 1608-nucleotide messenger RNA. It is a transcript of the gene MGARP, whose product is annotated as mitochondria localized glutamic acid rich protein. Gene Ontology annotation, biological process: anterograde axonal transport. The coding region runs from base 536 to 1153 and encodes 205 amino acids. Gene Ontology annotation, cellular component: mitochondrial outer membrane; mitochondrion. Lineage: Eukaryota; Metazoa; Chordata; Aves; Psittaciformes; Psittacidae. The transcript has 7 exons. The record is from RefSeq and is a predicted model, not a curated record.